GAUUGAAUGGUCUCAUGUUACACCUUUUUGAUUCUUAUGUAUUUGAUAUGCUGACCUUAUUCAUGCUAUCAAUGUGUUUAGAUUCCGCUAGUAGUCAGACACAAAGGUUUCUAUUUCUUUUUUUUUUUCUCUCUUUCUCUUGCUUUUCUUAGAUGACAUAAAGCAUCAUGGGACCACAAAAGCGUUUAGGAUUUUCCAAGAGAAUGCGAGAUAUUAUCCGAUUAGAAAAUGAAUGUAAGGCAUAUGAACAAAAGUUAUUCUUGUUACAAAAAGCCAUUCGAUACAAGCAAUCCAAUGAAGAAAAAGAAUUAAAAGCAAAAAUAGUUCAAUGGGAACUUUGUGCACAGACCGUUGCAUGGGCACUCUUACCUAUGUAUCAAGAUUAUAAACAAGCUACCAAUGAUUGUAUAAUCCCAGACAACUAUGGAUUCUAUCAUGAGAUUGAAUUUCAAAACAAAAACAACGAUGAUCAACAAACACUAUUAUCUAAUAACGACAACAACGAGGAUGAUGCCAAAGAGGAUACUCACGAUAAUGACAACAAUCAACAAGAUGAUAUGUCCACCAUGCUCCAAGCCUUUGGCAUUGAUCCAACAUUGAUUCGUUACUCUGUGGAACACGGUGACUUUUAUUAAUAAACCCUCCUUGUGUGAAUUCAUCCUUUACUUUUUAUCCCAUCCUUUGAUAAUAAUAGUUUUAUAUACAUAUAUAGUUAGUUUUUUUUAGUAAAUAGUAAUUCUUACUUGAACUACAACACUUUCCAUUAUUAUUCUCUCAAUGUGUCUUUAUCAUGGUUGCCUUUUUAUUUCAAUAAAACAUUCAUAUUGG
Messenger RNA from Halteromyces radiatus, 828 nucleotides. RefSeq lists its product as uncharacterized. NCBI's taxonomy places the organism in Eukaryota, Fungi, Mucoromycota, Mucoromycetes, Mucorales, Cunninghamellaceae. Bases 168 to 635 code for a protein of 155 amino acids. The record is from RefSeq and is a predicted model, not a curated record. The transcript has 3 exons.